Messenger RNA from Bombyx mandarina (wild silkworm), 1308 nucleotides. RefSeq lists its product as uncharacterized. NCBI's taxonomy places the organism in Eukaryota, Metazoa, Arthropoda, Insecta, Lepidoptera, Bombycidae. The record is from RefSeq and is a predicted model, not a curated record.
AUGUGGGGUCAUCGUGUGGUUAUACCCUCUUCAUGCAGAAACAAAAUAAUAACGGAGCUUCAUGAUCCGCAUAUGGGCAUAGUGAAAACAAAAUCGCUAGCACGUAGUUACGUUUGGUGGCCGGGAAUCGACGAAGCGCUCGAGACGGAAUGUCGCGCUUGCACCGUGUGUGCUGCCGUCGCAGACGCACCUUCUACACACGCGCCCCGCUCGUGGCCCUGGCCCUCACGCCCCUGGUCCAGGUUACACUUAGACUUCUUAGGCCCCAUAGGUGGAGUCACUUAUCUAGUUGUAGUGGAUUCAUGCUCCAAAUGGAUAGAGGCAAUUAAAAUGCAGAGGACAACGGCACAAGCGGUUAUAUCGGUACUGCGGGACUUGUGGUCAAAAUUCGGCCUGCCAAAGCAAACGGUCAGUGACAAUGGACCGCCUUUCUCGAGCUCUGAUUUUCAGAAGUUUCUGAUUCAUAAUGGCAUAAAACAUAUUUAUUCAGCUCCCUAUCAUCCCGCCUCUAAUGGGGCCGCUGAAAAUGCAGUUAAAAUUUGUAAACGUGCGAUUAAAAAGGCAUUAAAACAGAAUUUAAACGUAGAUACAGCUCUGUGUAGAUUUUUAUUAGCCUACAGAAAUACAGAACAUGCAACUACCGGCGAUAGUCCAGCCAAUAUAUUACAGGGUCGAAGUCUCCGUAUGAGAUUAGAUAAUUUAAAACCAGAAAGGCAAUCUCGAGUUAUCGCGCAACAAGAGCGGAGCGAGCAAAACGCAGGGGGUGUGCAGCGACAACUCGAGCCGGGCACUAAGGUGUGGUAUCGGGAUUAUCGAGGUCUGGAUAAAUGGGUACCUGGGACGAUCCUCAAGCAAUUAGGUAGUCGUGAUUACUGUGUACGAUCUAGUUUUGGAACCGAGAAUCAUAGGCACGUCGAUCAGCUAAAAUUAAGGGUUACAAAAAAUAUAGAUAAAGUUGAUACCUUUGCGUCGAUUCGUAAAAAUAUAAGUCCCGAACUGAUCGCGCAAAAUUUAGACUUAAGAACACAAUCACGUAAGUCGCUAUCAUUUCCCAUGACAAGUGGCGAGGAACCAGUGGCGGUGGUCAACGAUUCGGGGAAGAGUAGUUCACCACCAAAAAAUAGCACACCGGCACAGGAUGCUGUAUCGCCUAUUCGUGGCAGCCCUAUGAGACCCGCUGUGCCGAUAGACAAGGGAGCAUGUAAUACUGGUGGUAAGAGUAUCAAUGAAAAUGUGACACCCAAACGUGAACGUCCUGUAAGAAUACGCAAGCCACCAGUUAGAUAUGGAUUCGAGGAAAUAGAUUAA